CCUAUACAUUCCCAACGAAAGUAUGUCGAGCUAUUUUGAUAAGCCACAGUUUGAAGAACUGAAAGAACGUAUGGAUCGAAUCGAAGAGAGACUGGAAGAUCACUAUACAGACCUGAAUCAGCGCAUGACUCGGAUCGAUCUAGCUCUCCAAAAGAUAAUGGACCAUCUGCAUGUGGGUAGUGAUCAAGACCAGGCUCACGCUGCACGCACAGCUCCCGCGUUGACAAAGACCGAGGCAGCGCCCACCGAAACUGCCCAUGUCGUACUAGACGGGCCGUACCCUUACACCGCUCUGGAUCCGACCAAAUCCCAGAUACGAAUUCUAGAGCUGUACUCGGCGCCCAGCUCUGCGGACACGCUUUUUGCGUCUCUAAAGACUAUAGACUUAGCAGAGCCACCUGUCACAUUUACAGCAUUGUCGUAUUGUUGGGGUCCUCCAAUCAUGGAUCACUUCAUCGUUGUAGACAAUUACCAAGUCCCAAUUACAAAAAGCCUUGAUUCAGCGCUGCGAUACCUCAGAGACUUCUACACCGAUGGCAUAUCCGUGUGGGAAAAGUACCUCUGGAUUGAUCAAUUGUGCAUCAACCAAAGCGAUCUUGACGAGAGAAGUAGUCAGGUCUCGCUCAUGAGGCGCAUAUACAAAAAAGCCGAAAAUGUCCAUGUCUGGCUUGGCGACGAGUCAGACACCAGUUCGAAAGCAAUUGAUUUGCUGACCAUCCUGGGGGCGCCACCGGAGAAUGCUCCUGGAGAGGCGAUUCAAUAUCUUUCACUUAGCGAGGCUGACGUUAAGCUUAAUUGGAUAGCUCUUGGCUCAUUUUUCACACGGCCGUGGUUCGAGCGAGUGUGGAUAAGACAAGAGAUUGCUCUCCACGAAAAGGUCUUGCUCUCAUGCGGCAACAAAACUCUCGACAUAGCUGUGCUCGAGCCUGCAUUACUCAUGAUCGAUCAUGUCAAAAGCAUGGGAUAUGACAGUGCUUCUUUGAGUACAGGGCAUACAUAUAAACCUGGACAACUUCCCUGGGACUACCACCCUUCGAAGUUGAUACAGUU
Molecule: messenger RNA, 1050 nt
Organism: Paraphaeosphaeria sporulosa
Lineage: Eukaryota; Fungi; Ascomycota; Dothideomycetes; Pleosporales; Didymosphaeriaceae
Product: HET-domain-containing protein
Exons: 2
Source: RefSeq, a predicted model, not a curated record